AUGGACAUCCAGAGGACCGGCUCGUUGGUGCGUCCACCCAGCCCCAUGGAGAGCCUGGAGAAGCAGCUGAGCUGCCCUAUCUGCCUGGAGAUGUUCACUAAGCCCGUGGUCAUCCUGCCCUGCCAGCACAACCUGUGCCGUGGCUGUGCCAGCGACCUCUACGACUCACGCAACCCCUACCGCUUCUCGGGCGGCGUCUUCCGCUGCCCCACCUGCCGCUUCGAGGUGGUCCUGGACCGCCACGGCGUGCACGGACUUCAGCGCAACCUGCUAGUGGAGAACAUAAUCGACAUCUACAAGCAACAGCAGGAGGAUGGCGGGUGUAGUGGCAUUGGAGGCAGCACAGAGACUCCACUGAAGCCCAAGGACUCCAAGGAACCCAUGUGCCAGGAGCACGAGGAGGAGAAGAUCAACAUCUACUGCGUGACCUGCCAGAUGCCCACUUGCUCCAUGUGCAAGGUGUUUGGCCAGCACAAGGACUGUGAGGUGUCGCCACUGGCCAGUGUCUACCAGGUGCAGAAGGGCGAGCUGAGCAACGCUAUCGACACCCUGGUGGCGGGCAACGGGCGCCUUCAGGCCCUGCUCAACCAGAUGGAGGAUGCCUGCCAGGCGGUGCAGGACAACGCACAGCGAGCCAAGCAAAGCCUAGGUGAGCGCUUUGACCUGCUCUACGCAGUGCUGGAGGAGCGCAAAGGCCUGCUGCUGGAACAGAUCGGCAAGGAGCAGGACGAGAAGGUGACUGCGUUGCGGGCGCUGGCCCAGCGCUACGGCGAGCGACUGCAGGCGGGAUCAGAGCUGACGGACACAGCGGUACGGGCCCUGGAGCAGAGCGGUGCUGCAGAGUUCCUGCUGGCCUCCAAGGGCCUUAUCACACAGACCAAGGACACCGCCAAGAGCUCCCUGGGCGAGGAGAGGCCCGAGCCAGGCUUCGAGAAGAUGGACCAUUUCACGCUUUCCACAGAGCACGUGGAGGCCAUCCUGGCCAAGAUGGACUUUGGAAUGGUCGAAGACGAUGCGUUUGAGGAUGCCGAAGGGGACAAAGAAGAGGAGGAGGAGUGA
Messenger RNA from Coregonus sp. 'balchen', 1059 nucleotides. Lineage: Eukaryota; Metazoa; Chordata; Actinopteri; Salmoniformes; Salmonidae. The record is from the annotation of a GenBank genome assembly.